Messenger RNA from Peromyscus eremicus (cactus mouse), 3412 nucleotides. Its product is annotated as zinc finger protein 260-like. Lineage: Eukaryota; Metazoa; Chordata; Mammalia; Rodentia; Cricetidae. Gene Ontology annotation, molecular function: DNA-binding transcription factor activity; RNA polymerase II cis-regulatory region sequence-specific DNA binding. Gene Ontology annotation, biological process: regulation of transcription by RNA polymerase II. The transcript has 4 exons. The record is from RefSeq and is a predicted model, not a curated record. Bases 136 to 2367 code for a protein of 743 amino acids.
GGGUACUUCCGAUUCCCCUUGGUGAAGGCUCCCGAAGCUCCGCGACUGAGGGAGGGAGACCCUCGUGUUCCGUGUGCUGCGCUGUGACCCGCUGCCGGGAGCUGUGAGGAGAGCCCGGCGAGCUGGGAAUCCGCCAUGGAUGCAGUGACCUAUGAGGAUGUGCAUGUGAACUUCACUCAUGAAGAGUGGGCUUUGCUGGAUCCUUCCCAGAAGAGUCUCUACAAAGAUGUGAUGCUGGAAACCUACUGGAACCUCACUUCUAUAGGUUACAAAUGGGAAGACCAUAAUAUUGAAGAACAUUGUCAGAGCUGUAGAAGAAAUGGAAGGUGUGUCAUCUGUCACUCUGGAUACAAGGCAUGUGAGCAUAAGGGACAUGGAAAGAAGCAUGGUACUUCUGUCUCUCUCAGAACAAGUGGAAGAUAUGUAGUAGUUCCCACUAUGAGAAGACUUGAUGACUGUGAUACAAGUUUACAAUUAACUGGUUUUCCAACUUCAGUGGCAAUUGAUCAACAAACUCUCAUUGGAGAAAAUGAGUACCAGGAAUAUGGAAAUUCAUCUCUCUCUUCUGGUUUAAUAUGCACAUGUAGUGUGGCUCACAGUAUAAGAAAAUGUUAUAAAUGCAAUCGGUGUGGUCCAACUCUGAGUUAUUCAAGUUCUCUUCAAAGAGGUGAAAAACCUCAUGUGUUAAGAGAAAAUAAUAAAUGUGAGUCAUCUACUAAAGGCUUUAGCCAUUAUAGGCAUCUUCAAACACACCAAACAUCCAAUAAUGAAGAGAAUCUCUAUGAAUAUAAUCAAUGUGAUAAAGCCUUUAGAUGUGAUUGGUCUUUAAAACACCAAAGAACUCAUUUGGAAGGAAAACCCUGUGAGUAUAAUCAAAGAUAUAAAGGCUUUCCAUGUCACAGUCUUCAUCAAGUACAUAGAAUUCAAACUAGUGAUAAAAGGUAUGAAUCUCAGCAAUGUGAUAAAGCCUUUGCAUGUCCCAUAAUACAUAAUAGAAGUUACACUGGAAAGAAACUCUAUAAAUGUAAUCAGUGUGGUAAAGCCUUUGCAGAGAAGAGAACCCUUCACAGUCAUGAAAGAUUUCAUACUGGAGAGAAACCCUAUAAAUGUAAUGAAUGUGGUAAAGCCUUUAGAGGGAAGAAUAGUCUUCUCAGUCAUGAAAGAAUUCAUACAGAAGAGAAACCCCAUGAAUGUAAUCAAUGUGGUAAAGCUUUUGCAUAUAACAGUCAUCUUCUCAAUCACUUAAAAAGUCAUACUGGAGAGAAACCUCAUGAAUGUAAUCAAUGUGGUAAAGCGUUUGCACAGAUGCGUGAUCUUCACAGACAUGAAAUAAUUCAUACUGGAGAGAAACCCUAUGAAUGUAAUCAAUGUUCCAAAGCCUUUGUACAGAAGAGUGAUCUUCACAGACAUGAAAGAAUUCAUACGGGAGAGAAACCCUUUGAAUGUAGUCAAUGUGGUCAAGCCUUUGUACAGAAGAAUGUUCUUCACAGACAUGAAAUAAUUCAUACUGGAGAGAAACCCUAUGAAUGUAAUCAAUGUGGAAAAACCUUUGCAGAGAAGAGAAGUCUUCAGAGUCAUGAAAGAUUUCACACUGGAGAGAAACCCUAUAAAUGUAAUCGAUGUGGUAAAGCCUUUAGAGGGAAGAAUAGUCUUCUCUGUCAUGAAAGAAUUCAUACUGGAGAGAAACCCUAUCAAUGUCAUGAGUGUGGUAAAGCCUUUGCACGAAAGAGUUAUCUUCUCAGUCAUGAAAGAAUUCAUACUGGAGAGAAACCGUAUGCAUGUAAUCAAUGUGGUAAAGCCUUUCCAUAUAAUAGUCGUCUUCUCACUCACUUAAAAACUCAUACUGGAGAGAAACCUUAUGAAUGUAAUGAAUGUGGCAAACUCUUUGCACAGAAGAGUCAUCUUCUCAGUCAUGAAAGAAUUCAUACUGGAGAGAAACCCUAUGAAUGUAAUCAAUGUGGUAAAGCCUUUGCAGAGAAGAGUCAUCUUCUCAGUCAUGAAAGAAUUCAUAAUGGUGAGAAACCCUAUGAAUGUAAUCAGUGUGGUAAAGCCUUUGCACAGAAGAGUCAUCUUCGUAGACAUGAAAGUCUUCAUACUGGAAAGAAACCCUAUGAAUGUAUUCAAUGUGGUAAAGCCUUUGCACGGAGGAGUAGUCUUCAAAGUCAUGAAAGAAUUCAUAAUGGAGAGAAACCCUAUAAAUGUAAUCAAUGUGGUAAAGCCUUUGCAGAGAAGAGAAAUUUUCACAGACAUGAAAUAAUUCAUACUGGAGAGAAACCCUAUGAAUGUAAUCAGUGUGGUAAAGCCUUUACAGAGAAGAGAAGUCUUCAUAGUCAUGAAAGAAUUCAUACUUGGAAAGAAACUCUGUGAAUGUAUUGAAUAUGGUAAUACCGUUGCACAGAAGAGUCAUCACAGUCAUGAAAAAAUUCAUACUGGACAGUACCGUAUGGAUGUAAUCGAUGUGGUAAUUUCAGAUGUGAUCUGCCAUGUGGUUGAUGGAAACCGAAUGUCUACAAAACGUACUUGCUGGAGUCCAGCUCCAUAGGGGUUCAGGUCCCUAAGAGGAGAUGAGGCAUUAGCAAAGGAAAGAGACUGCCACGAUCUUAGCGUGAAUCAGCAUGCUGCUUUAUUGAAUAAGGACUAUACCCUUUAUACUUUAUAACUGAAUCUCAGUUUAGACUAAAGCAAGGUUAAAAACAGACUUGAUGAUUCCAGGAUAAAAGCAGCUAUCAACUUCAUCACAGCAUUUUUCUUGAGGCAAAAGUGAUAAAUUCAGCAAGUAUCUAAAUGCCUUUGUGGAUGUGCGCUCAUUGUUUCCUUCCAGUGUGCUUUCAUCCUUGGAACUAGGUAUGCCCAGUUAGUAAAUCAUUAAGUUCUCUAUUCUUGGUGUACUCAGGGGAUACAAUGGGGUUCUUAUGUGAGAGUAGGCAUAGUUAUCAUGCUAUAUGGUUCCAUGGUGGUGGGGAUUUUUUCCAAGAAUUUUGUUUCAAGGACUGCCUAUGUAUACAUUCUCAUCUUCCACUGUAGCUCACAAAAAAAAUUCCCACAGUAAAAGGGAUAAGGAGACUUCAUCACAUAUGGUGAGAAUUGUUAAAACUCAAAUAAAAAGAUGUCGGGGAAUUAAGAUCUGCAAUGUCAAAAUGCUGUGGGAUGUUCUGUAUGGCAAAUGUGUUGCUAAUUAGUCAAUAAAUAAAACACUGAUUGGCCAUUGGCUAGGCAGGAAGUGUAGGCGGGACAAGGAGGAGAAUAAAGCUGGGAAGUGGAAGGCUGAGUCAGAGAGACACUGCCAGCCACCACGAUGACAAACAGCAUGUGAAGAUGCCGGUAAGCCACAAGCCAUGUGGCAAGGUAUAGAUUAAUGGAAAUGGAUUAAUUUAAGCUAUAAGAACAGUUAGCAAGACGCCUGCCAUGGCCA